This is a messenger RNA of Lucilia cuprina (Australian sheep blowfly), 2073 nucleotides long. RefSeq names its product probable nucleoporin Nup54 (gene Nup54). The record is from RefSeq and is a predicted model, not a curated record. The transcript has 5 exons. Gene Ontology annotation, biological process: NLS-bearing protein import into nucleus; protein localization to nuclear inner membrane; nuclear pore organization. Gene Ontology annotation, molecular function: structural constituent of nuclear pore. Gene Ontology annotation, cellular component: nuclear pore; nuclear pore central transport channel. Bases 144 to 1973 code for a protein of 609 amino acids. Lineage: Eukaryota; Metazoa; Arthropoda; Insecta; Diptera; Calliphoridae.
GUGUAAAUUCUUCGUGUGCGCCAAAUUAUUUUUGUUUUCUAUAGGAAAUUAUAAACAAUGAAAAUAAGUUGGUAAAAAAUAAAAACGAAAAGUUAAAAAUUAUUUAAAAAAGUGAUUAAUUAACAAAUAAACAUAUAUUGAAAAUGUCUUUCUUUGGAGCCAACAAUUCCCUUGGUGCCACCAGUACACCGGCAAAACCAACUGGAUUAUUUUCAUCAUUUGGUACAGGAGCAGCCGGUACAACGUCUGCUUUUGGGGCGCCAGCUACCUCCACGACACAAACAGGUUUCGGCACGACUUCAGCAUUUGGUGCAGGUGGUUUUGGUACGUCAACAACGGCAGCAACAUCAGCACCCACUUUAGGAGGUUUUGGUGGAUUUGGCGCAACGAAUACUAGUACCACAACUGCACCUAGUUUGGGUGGUUUUGGUUCGUUUGGUACUGGUGCAGUGCAAACUUCACAGCCACCCAGUUUGUUUGGUACAGCAACGUCCGCUGCAACAGGAUUUGGAGGAUUUGGUGGUGGAACUGCUACAUCUACGGCUCCUAGUUUUGGGGGAUUUGGCACAACGGCAACAAGUGCUCCAGGAGGAGCUUUCGGUGGUUUUGGCGCCACUUCAACUACAUCCACUGCACCAGCAUUUGGAGGCUUUGGAGCACAAUCGUCGACGGGUGGUUUUGGAGGAUUUGGUACAAGUUUUGGCAAAACAGCUGCCAAUACUACAGUAACCCCUGGAUUUGGAGGUUUCGGUGGAAAUACUGGUUUCAUGAUGGGUCAACAACAACAACAGGCUCCGCCUAUAUCAGCAGAUGAUGCUUUUGCGCAAUCAAUUUUCAAUGUUUCCAUAUAUGGUGAUGAACGUGAUGCAAUAAUUGCGAAAUGGAAUUACUUUCAAGCCAUGUGGGGUACUGGUAAAUCAUUUUAUUCACAAAAUGCCGCACCCGUUGAAAUAACACCACAAAAUUACUUGUGUCGCUUUAAAGCGAUGGGUUACAGUAGGCUACCCGGCAAGGAUAAUAAAAUGGGUUUAGUGGCAUUAAAUUUUAACAAAUCACUUGCGGAAGUUAAGAAUCAACAACAACAAAUUAUUAACACUUUGAACGCUGCUUUUGGCAAUAAACCAAAUCUAUUAGUAAACAUCGACUCAAGUAAAGAAAGUGAAGAGAAGAAAUGUCAACUUGUUAUAUACUUGGAAGAAAAAUCGCAAUUAUCUCCGAAUGACACAAAACGUAUUUUAGCCACAGAUUUGGCCAACUAUUUAAAUCAGCCUAAUGUCAAGGGGCAACUCAAUAAUUUGGGUAUAGUAGAGAUUUUGGCACUUGUGCUGCCAGACGAGGAUCAGCUUAAAGAAUAUUUAAAAAAUCCUCCUAAAGGUAUAGAUCCCCGUAUGUGGUGUCAAGCUAAACUUGAUAAUCCAGAUGCAGCGAAAUUUAUACCUGUACCUAUGAUUGGUUUUAAUGAACUUAAGUAUCGUAUAAAAUGUCAGGAAAAUGAAACUGAAAUGCAUGCAUUAUAUUUGCGUAAAGUGGAAAAUGACUUAUCCGAAUUAAGACAACGACACACAGCGGCCACUGCAAAAAUAAUGGAAUAUAAGCGUAAUUUGGCUGAAUUAAGUCAUAAAAUUUUAAAGAUAAUAGUUAAACAGGAAUGUACACGAAAAGUGGGAUUAGCCUUAACGCCCGAAGAAGAAGCUUUGCGCACGAAAUUAGAAAAUAUGCAGGCAUUAGUUUCAGCUCCCACACAAUUUAAGGGUCGUCUUAGUGAACUACUCUCGCAAAUGCGUAUGCAACGUAAUCAAUAUGCUUUAACAUCCGGCAGUGAAUAUACACUUGACAAAGAUUGUGAAGAAGAAAUGAAAACCUUUUUGGGUAUGCAACAAAAAGCAAUGGAAGUCCUUACUGAUACCGUAACAAAAGAUUUAAAGGCUUUACAAAUAAUUAUCGAUGGUAUGCCAGAAUUGGUAAGAGGUUAAAUUCUAAUACAGACCUUGUUAAGUUUUUAAGUUUUUUUAUACGUUUUGUGUGGUUAUUAUAUCUAAGUAUGUAAUCACAAAUAUAACAAAAAGUUAUGAA